Messenger RNA from Daphnia magna, 2903 nucleotides. RefSeq lists its product as uncharacterized. The transcript has 6 exons. The record is from RefSeq and is a predicted model, not a curated record. NCBI's taxonomy places the organism in Eukaryota, Metazoa, Arthropoda, Branchiopoda, Diplostraca, Daphniidae. Bases 234 to 1964 code for a protein of 576 amino acids.
ACUUCCCAAGGCACAGAGAACCGUUGAAGAUCGUCCUGGAAACAUCUUCGCUGCGCGCAACAAGAAAUAAUUUUGUGCUAUUUUACAUUUUGGAUCAGUCUCGCUUCACCUUUAAAUCGAAACAAGAAAAUCAUCGAUCGACAAACAAAAGUCAACGAGUUCAUCGCAAAUCACCGACAAUUUUUACAAAUUUGGAUACACCCAUUUUCGCAGAUCCCCAAAACAACAUAAAGAUGAAGCGACGACUUAGUACCUGGUUCCUUCUCGCCGCCAUUUUGAUCCAGAGCACCUACACUGACAAGGUACCGGAUUCUUCCGUCCUGCCUCUGGAACAUCGUGGUGUGGAUAUCAAUCCUAUUCCGCUAGGAGCAGCAUCAAGUGCCAAUAAACGCCAGAUUCCACUUCCACCGAACUACAUCCCAUCUGGGCCUGGACUGUUACCUCCACCAUCCGGCGGCCUUGCUAGUUACCCACCUCAGGGUAGUCCGAUUGGCCCAGCUUCUGAAGAUCAGUGGCCCAUUGGCCAGCCUAGCGAUCAACCGCAAAUUAAGAAUUUGCAAGUGCAGUGCGAGAAGACGCACAUGCGUGUCAACAUUGAAUUCGAUCGGCCUUUCUACGGAAUGAUCUUCUCCAAAGGACAUUACAGCGACUCCAACUGCGUUCACGUACGACCCGGAUCUGGCCAGCUUAGCGCUACGUUCGACGUUUACCUCAACAGCUGUGGCAUGACUUCAUCAGCCAACCAGGCUGCUGGUGGUGCCUACGGAGCUCCCUCACCUGCUGGAACUUUUGUUGAGAACACAAUCAUCAUCCAGUACGACCCACUUGUUCAGGAAGUCUGGGAUCAGGCCCGCCGUCUUCGUUGCACAUGGUACGAUUACUACGAAAAGUCGGUCACCUUCCGUCCAUUCGCCGUUGAUAUGCUCAACGCCGUCACGGCCAACUUCCUCGGUGAUAACCUUCAAUGCUGGAUGCAGAUCCAAGUUGGCAAAGGUCCCUGGGCUUCUGAAGUCAGCGGUAUCGUCAAGAUCGGUCAGACGAUGACGAUGGUGUUGGCCAUCAAGGAUGACGAGAACAAAUUCGACAUGUUGGUUCGCAACUGCGUGGCUCACGAUGGCCUCCGCGCCCCCAUCCAGUUGGUCGACCAAUACGGUUGCGUCACUCGACCAAAGAUUAUGUCACGUUUCCAGAAAGUCCGCAACUUUGGCCAGUCUGCUUCCGUUGUGUCUUAUGCUUACUUCCAGGCUUUCAAAUUCCCCGACUCCAUGAACGUUCACUUCCAGUGCGUCAUCCAAGUCUGCCGUAACCAAUGCCCUGAACCUAAAUGCGACGCUGGUGCUGGUGGUCUACCUGGUGAUCUCGGCUACGCUGCUUCAUCCUCCAAGGUCGUCGGAGUAGAUCCUCGUGUUCCAGGCGGCCCUGGAGGUGCUGCUCCUCCUCAAUCUCUCCCAGUGAACCGAGGUGGACCUCAACCCAACUACAAGAAUGUCAACCGUGCCGGUGAAGCUGACGAGUCCGAGUCUCGCCAGUUCUUGGGCAAACCUCGCAUGGUCUCUGCCAACGCUACCGAUGGCAUCCGUUCCAGACGCAGCGCUGAUGAACAGCCAACUAUCUUGCACGUCUACAAACGUGACGCUCAGGAUAUGACGGACGUGCCAACCACACGUUUCAUCCAGGUUGUCGCUCCAGGUGACGUCGCCUUCACCCUCAACCCCAACCAAAACGAAACUGUGGUCGUGCAGAACCUGACCGACAUGGAUGGCAACCACAUCUGCCUUUCUGUGCCCAGCUUCGUCGGUGGAUUGACCAUGUUGUUGCUGGUCCUCAUCAUCGCCUGUAUGGUGGCCGUCUUCCUCUUACUGCGCGUCCGCCAGUUUGACGGAAAGGGUAAAUCCAGCAGUUCUUUGGGAUCGCUGGCUCACAUCGAGCACCCAGAAUUCGUCAAAGUCUCCAACUGCAAAUAAGGGGGAAACAAAACACACACAAAAAAAGCCUGCCUCUAUUUCCUCGUUUAACUAUCAGUUAUUUUCGUCAUUUUUGUGUUUCGAAAUCCCUGGGGGACCAAGCUAUCGGGGAAUGUCUUAUUAGAGUAUUAAUUUAUUGAAUUAUGAUGUUUCCUCCAACAGUUAUUUUUCGUCAUGUAGGGAGCUGGCUACGGUGGGUGAUGAACGCCAUACUGAACGAUCACACUUUUUAAAACUUUUGAGAAAUGGUUCAAAAUUAUUAUAAUUUUUUUUUUUCCCAACAAAAAACAACAAAGAUAAUAGCUCAGUUUAGGAAUUCAGCAAGGGAAACCUCCAGUCACCUUUUUUUUUUGUCAUUUUCGUCAACGAGGGAUUCCAACAAAAGUCUUUUUAGCAUUGCACGAUCCGAUAUCGUGUCCUAAAUCUCAUCCACCCCUUUGACUGGUUUGAAAAUUCUCCUCAGAUGGUUACACCGUAUAUCAUCUUUAAUUUCCAUUUCUUUUAUUUUAUUUUCCAAAUAUUUUUUAAGAAUUAAUUUAAACAAAUCCCCCUCGUAAUAUAUCUGUCGUUCUGUCCUUUUAAUCCAACAUAGUAAUUUAAAAGAAGUUACACUUCUAGCAUUUGAAAUCGGAGAGGUAUUUUCUGAGGUGCAAAGGAACCGUCUUUGUGUGCGGGCACACUACACACGCACUCUCCACCGUCUUAUCCUUAUUUCUUUUAACAUUGGACAGGGCUUGUAAAUAACACACUUGCGGGAGAAGAACGACCUCCCUUAUAUUCCCCUCACAAAUAUUUAGAUUAACAUGACUUUCAUCCGUGUGCUCUCGUCAGCGUUUCUUUGACACUUUUAUUGACGUGUGAUACCGAGAGAUAAGUAUGACGAUGUGUAAUCCGUACGAAGCCCAUGUCAUUCUAUUGUAAUAAACAUUUCUGAUCUAA